Melampsora larici-populina 98AG31 is the source of this 1887-nucleotide messenger RNA. RefSeq lists its product as uncharacterized. NCBI's taxonomy places the organism in Eukaryota, Fungi, Basidiomycota, Pucciniomycetes, Pucciniales, Melampsoraceae. The coding region runs from base 1 to 1887 and encodes 628 amino acids. The transcript has 7 exons. The record is from RefSeq and is a predicted model, not a curated record.
AUGCAGAGAUCAAAGUCACCAUUGAACCACCUCCCCGAGGAUAUGCAGCGCUCAUCCUCUCCAUUGACGGAGCUAUCAGAAGAAUUGCAAUGCUUCUUUGAACCACCAUCAUUGCCAUUUGUUGACACCAGUGAAAUAUCCUCCAAGCCCAAUCCUUCGAUCGAGGUAGCGGUGAAGAAACGCUCAAAUAUCGAUGGCUCUAUUCAGCAGAAUCUCAAGCAACGACGCAUCGACUUCGUUCCAGCGAUCUUUGCUCCACCCACCCCGGCACAAGAUUUCACCCCAGCCCAAACGCUCAUCCAGCAAAAAAUGGCUUUUGAGUAUGUCCGCAAGAGUAUUCGGGAUGCUUUUGUUGUGCAUUUGGACUAUGACGUCGCAGUGGCACGGUUCCUGCAGGAGACUGCUCAUCUCAAACUUGGGGAUAUUCCACACUCAGUAGACUUUGUAUUAGCCAAAUCUGAACGCGAAGGACGGUCGACAUCACUUCAAAACAAUGCUUACGUCUGCGCACGUUAUAUUAAGGAAGGUCUGGUGGCUUAUGACUCUGGUGCUGAGCAGAAGAGACCUUUUGCUCUCCGUUAUCCAAACUUGAAUGCUUUGAAAGCGCUUGCGAUCAAAAACUCCGCCUCCGCGCGUUCCAUGCCUUCAGACGUCCCUGUUAUCUUACUAGACAUUGCUGGGCGGAUGCUAGCCGUUGGACUGCCUCCAAAGCGACAGAAGACACCGGCCCACGAGGACGGCGCCCGAGGUGAUUUGCGAAACGCAAAGAACAGCGCAGUCCAAGUUGCCAAGGUUGGCAUAGUAGACAAUGCUGAGGGGGGUGCGGCAGGGGAUCCUGGAACCGCGAAGGACGGCACGAAGAAUCCCACCAUGGAUCGCGCGGAACGGGCACUCCUUGCUUGUCUGGGGUCGGCACGAGUAUAUAACCUACCAAUCGUGGACCAAGAGCUUGUUGACAAGGCACCACCUGUCAAUUCAUCGGGUCUUACACCUUUUCCUCUGACUAUGACCAGUGGGUCCCGACUUUCCCAAAUUACCAGCCAGGUGGCGCCACAUCUUGGAGCGAUUCAUGGCACGGUCCAGUAUCAGUCUUUUGGAUAUGGAUUGGGUGCGCCCAAUUCGUCGGACAUGGCUGAUAAACAGCUGACCUUCGGUCCUGAACGCCAGGGGUCUUUGGAAGUCGACGCCGCAUGGCGCAAGCGCACCGUGGACCGAGUAAACUUACCCCAGAUCAUCCAGCAGAGUGGCGGCCCACUCUACAAGAGACGUGAAGAUGCGAGAGUCACCAUUGAGCUGGGUUGGCAAUACGAUGUCUCACUUGCAGUCAUUAUGGCGGUGCAACCAGAGGCAUACAGAAUAGCACAUGAAAAUAUCGAUCUACUCUCUACUGAUGGUGAUGUGCUAGUGCAACAACGGAUUAGUCACAUGCGACAUCGAAUCUUGUGUAAUCGCCAAAUCACGUACAAUAUGCAGUGUAACUAUCACCGAGAUGGCAAGAACUCAAACCUCCUUGACUCCGUUUUCUUCCUUGGCGAAGGCUACAAGGGAGCAAGGUUUGUCCUAGCUGAUCUAGGUGUCACACUAUGUGGAGACCAUGGAUACUCCGUUCAUGGCAUGUUCAAAGUCUUAGUUCAUUCCGUGACCCACAUCCAUCCCGACCCAGACCGUAAUCAACCCCCGCAACGCAUAUCUCUAGCCAUCUACAAUCAUGCGGAUGCUUAUGCUGGAAUCGCCAGAUAUGCAGCAGCGCAUGAUCAAAGCGGUCUUUUUAGUAAAGUAUCAUUGUGGCUGCCUUUCUCCCCUGGUAACUUUUCUGUUUCCGAUAGUGUCAAAAUCUUACGAGAUGCUGGAAAGGCGAUAGGGAAGGAGUACGAAGAGAUGAAAUAA